ACACACAGUGGAAUACUUUUAUAAUGCCCUUUUUAAUGAAGUUGAAUUUACAUGUCUACCAGAAGCUAUUUCCUUGCAAACAUUGGAACGUGCCAUAAUGUAUGUUGAAUCAAUUGAUGAACAGAAAGAAUUAUUUUACACAUAUAUCACAGAAUUGGUUAGUACCAGCAAAACACCAUCAGUUAAACGUGCCCCAACUUCUGAUGAAUAUAAAAAAGCUGUUUUAAUGACACCGGGUGCCUUCGUCACAUACAGAUCUUUCAAACAAAGUACAUCAAAAAGAUUUCGCGGUUUACUAUCCCAAGAAUUUGUUAAGUUUAUAGAAAACUUUGUUAACAAAGACAUUGGUCGUUUGGUUAGUGUAAGAGCAGUUGGGUCGUCAAAAUCAUCAAAAGUAUUUGUUAAAAAAGAAUUUAGGGACUUGCCAUCCGAAAUAAAAAAUUGGUUACAAGAAAGUGAAUAUGAAACAAAAAGGCUCGCCAAACAUCCUGUUUGUAUUACGGAUCGGAUUAUCGAGUCUAUUAAUCUUGAAAUUCAUUAGCAAAAAUUUUUCAAAUAAUCCUUUUUCUAUAUCCAUAGAAUAAGUCGUUCUUACUUAUAAAAAAGUUUACAAAUUUAUCAACACCAAAAUAUAUAGGUUAGCUAUAACAAAGUUAAUCGGGUUUAAAAUUGUAAAUUUUAAUAAAACUUAUUUUACUCGAUUGACAAAUUGUAUACAGAUAUGCCGAGGCAAAAAAUGCUCGAAAAAUAACAACAGUUUCUUAUAAAAAAUUGCUUGUACAUGAAAAAGUAUAAACACUGUUCGGAAAGUUGCGUAACAUUUGAGUUGUGUUCAGCAUGUUUUUACUAUUAUUUGUAUUGCUUAAAUUUAAUCACGUUUUCUUAUUUUCUGUAUGAUUAAUAUGAGUAAUUGUAAAAAAAGUUUCUGAAGACAAGUCAUGUGUUUUUGAUGAAUCUUUUAACACUGCAAGAGUAGCUAAAAUUAUGCAAUGUAGGGAAUUCAUUAACGUCCCGUUAUCUGACAUAAGCUUUUCUGUGUAUCGCGAAUGACAAAUACUCUGCCUGAGAAAUUACAGUAAGGGACCAUAGUAAGUACAUUUUCUAUUAUUUUAUAAUUAUAUUACAAUUUAACGAUUCAUUAUUCGUUUUUCAAAUCUACAAAUAUUCUUUGAUACAAUAAUUUCAAUAACUUGCAAAGAAGUUGAUUAAUUUCUGAUUAAAUCAUAGCAUGGAUUACCCACCGUUAAAAAGAUUAAGAAGCCGGGGGACACAAUGUGGUGUCAAUAGUGUUAGUCAUGACAAGUCUACGCAAUUUGGACCUUCUCAUAACAGUUAUGAUCGUUUUAUCCGCUCAUCCGAUAAAACAGCAUUUACAACACACAAAUACUUAAUCACAAACAUCACGAAUACCAAAGAGAAUGCCUUAUCGUGGUGUUUUGAUAACAAUUUGUUAAUCAAACAAAGAAAAUGCGAUAAAUGUAACAAUGACAUGAUCUUGUCUAAGUGCAAAAGUUCAGAUGGAAUUAGAUGGCGUUGCCAAAAGAAUGGUCAUUUUGUUGAAACGUCAAUUCGCAAAGGUAGCUGGUUUGAAAAGUCUAAUUUGACGAUAGAAGAGGUGAUUGAAAUGACGUAUUGGUGGACCACUGGUAUCGAUCAAAAUCAAAUAGCCAAACAAAUGUGCAUAUCAAGUUCUACUGCUGUUGACUGGGAUAUGUUUUGCCGAGAAACGUGUGAAGUAUUACUCUUCCAAAAUUCAUCAAAGAUUGGCGGUAAAGGUGUACGAGUUCAAAUUGACGAAAGUAAGUUUGGAAAGCGUAAAUACCACAGGGGCCAUCGUGUAGAUGGACAGUGGGUUUUUGGUGGUAUAGAAGAAGAAUCGCGAAAGAACUUUCUUGUAGCGGUAGAAAAGAGAGACAGAGAGACGCUGAUACCUAUAAUAAAAAAUUGGAUCCUGCCUGGUACAACUAUAGUUUCAGAUUUUUGGAAACCAUAUGAUAUUUUAAGUGAAUUAGAUUUUGAACAUUUAAAAGUUAACCACUCAGUUGAAUUUGUUAACUGUAACGGAGAUCAUACAAAUAAAAUUGAAGGACACUGGAGGCAAGUUAAAUCAACAUUACCAUCAUUUGGAGUAAAAAAAUCCCACUUUUCAUCUUACAUGGCGGAAUUUAUGUGGAGAUAUGCUAACAAGGAUCAAGAUUUAUUUUCGAAAUUCAUUUGCGACUUAUCUUCUGUGUAUUUGUCGGAUGAAAUUUUCGCAUUUUCAUAAUUUAUUUUCGGAUUUUUUCAAUGGAUUCCUAAUUUCAAUUACAAGAUAAAAAGUUUUUCAAAAAUUUUGUUGCAAUUUUAAAAAAAGCCUUUUUCUUCGUUCUUAUUAUUUAACUUUAAAGAUUUCCAUUUGAGUUUAGAUACAUUUCCACUCAAGAACAGACGGAUAGAAGAAUUGAAAUUUUUCGUUCUGUACAAACUGAUAUUUGAAAUCAAUUCGACUGUCCUUGCAGAUAUAUUUUAAUCUUGAAUUUGACAAGAACAAAAAAUAUUAACUAUAAAUUCUAUGCGGGAAUCCUUUUAAACAAUUUAUCACCAGGCUAUUAUUGUGUAUUUAAUUUGCAGUAAAUAUGAAAUUUUAAAAUUUUAAAAUGUUUUAUCCACCUACUAGGAUUUAUAGAUUUAUAUAAUUAUCGUUGGUCGUUGGCCGUUGGCUCGUAACCAUUUGUUGCUCGUAACCGUUUCGUUGGUAGUUGGUCGUUGGACCAUAACAAAUACUUUUUCCUAAUUGUCAUCGUUGGUCGUUGGUCGUUGGCCGUUGGAUGAUAACAAAUACUUUUUCCUGAUUGUCAUCGUUGGUCGUUGGUCGUUGGCCGUUGGAUGAUAACAAAUACUUUUUCCUGAUUGUCAUCGUUGGUCGUUGGUCGUUGGCCAUUGGAUGAUAACAAUUACUUUUUCUUGAUUGUCAUCGUUGGUCGUUGGUCGUUGGCCAUUGGAUGAUAACAAAUACUUUUUCUUGAUUGUCGUCGUUGGUCGUUGAAUGAUAACAAAUACUUAGAUAAAUAAUUUUAAAUAAUAUGAUAGUUGGUCGUUGGUUAUUUGCAUUACUGUCUUCUGCUGUAAAGGGGA
Messenger RNA from Hydractinia symbiolongicarpus, 3114 nucleotides. RefSeq lists its product as uncharacterized. Bases 1229 to 2266 code for a protein of 345 amino acids. The record is from RefSeq and is a predicted model, not a curated record. Lineage: Eukaryota; Metazoa; Cnidaria; Hydrozoa; Anthoathecata; Hydractiniidae. The transcript is spliced from 2 exons.